This is a messenger RNA of Humulus lupulus (European hop), 1238 nucleotides long. Its product is annotated as NADPH-dependent aldo-keto reductase, chloroplastic. Gene Ontology annotation, cellular component: cytosol. Gene Ontology annotation, molecular function: aldose reductase (NADPH) activity. The coding region runs from base 130 to 1080 and encodes 316 amino acids. NCBI's taxonomy places the organism in Eukaryota, Viridiplantae, Streptophyta, Magnoliopsida, Rosales, Cannabaceae. The transcript has 7 exons. The record is from RefSeq and is a predicted model, not a curated record.
CAGGACGGCCACUGGCUUCUACUUCUGCUAUCUUCCUCAUUCAUCUAUAAAAAGAGGCCGAUCAAACCCAUUUAGAGAAGACGAAGAAGAAGAAGUAGAGUACUCAGAGCUCGAGUAGCGAAAGUAGCUAUGGCGGAGAAUGAUAUUUUGUAUUUUGAGCUGAAUACUGGAGCUAAAAUACCUUCGGUAGGCUUGGGGACUUGGCAGUCUAGUCCUGGUUUGGUAGCCGAAGCUGUCACUGCCGCCAUUAAGCUCGGAUAUCGCCAUAUCGAUUGUGCUCAAAUUUAUGGUAAUGAGGCUGAGAUUGGUUCUGCCCUGAAGAAGCUGUUUGAAGAAGGUGUGGUGAAGCGUGAGGAUUUGUGGAUCACCUCUAAACUAUGGAAUCGUGAUCAUGCACCAGAAGAUGUACCAUUGGCGUUGGAUAGAACCUUGAGAGACUUGCAGAUUGAUUAUCUUGACUUAUACCUUAUGCACUGGCCAGUGAAGAUGAAAAAGGGGUCAGUAGGCUUCCAGCCUGAGACCCUUGACCAAACAGACUUACCAGCCACUUGGAAAGCAAUGGAAGCACUUUAUGAUUUAGGUAAGGCUCGAGCUAUUGGUGUAAGCAAUUUUUCUACCAAGAAACUGGCAGAUUUGCUCGAUGUGGCCCGUGUUCCUCCAGCUGUUAACCAAGUUGAAAUUCAUCCUUCCUGGCAACAAGCCAAGCUACAUGAAUUUUGCAAAUCCAAAGGAGUUCACCUUACUGGGUAUUCACCGCUGGGUUCUCCAGGUACUACAUGGAUAAAAAGUGACGUCCUUAAGAAUCCAAUUCUCAUCACGGUAGCAGAGAAACUAGGCAAAACCCCUGCUCAAGUAGCUCUGCGAUGGGGCCUGCAAAUGGGCCAUAGUGUUCUUCCUAAGAGCACAAAUGAAGCUAGAAUCAAAGAAAACUUUGGUGUUUAUGGUUGGUCUAUACCAGAAGACUUGUUUGCCAAGUUUACCGAGUUUGAGCAGGCAAGACUCCUCAAAGGGUCCUCAUUUGUUCAUGAGACUUGUGGUUCAUAUCGUAACCUCGAGGACCUUUGGGAUGGUGAAAUCUAAACAUUUAAAUCAUUCUUAAAAUUAAAGGAGAUAAAGAACAGCAAGUGUAGACUCUACUGGUUUGUUUUUCAUCUAAUUCUUCUCCUAAAACAUUGGUUAUAAUUAGUAACAGACCUCUUCUAUUUUCAUGUUAUGGGAAAUAACUUGAUUUGGUUUAA